Teleopsis dalmanni is the source of this 530-nucleotide messenger RNA. RefSeq lists its product as uncharacterized. Lineage: Eukaryota; Metazoa; Arthropoda; Insecta; Diptera; Diopsidae. Bases 36 to 530 code for a protein of 164 amino acids. The transcript is spliced from 3 exons. The record is from RefSeq and is a predicted model, not a curated record.
AUAAGUAAGACUAAUUUUAAUAUAUUGUUCCAGAGAUGGAGAAACUGUAUCUCGAUGUAUUAAAACGUGAGGAAGAACGUAUAGCUUAUCAGAACAAAAUUGUUCUUCUUUACCAGAAAGAAUUACGUAAUCGUAGAGGAAAAGUAAUAGCAACUAUGAAAAAAUCUGAACAACGAAAGAAAGCAAUCGAAACGGAAAAGGAGUUGGAUCAAUUAUGGCACAACAUUGAAACAGAGAAACUAAGAGACCGUACGCAGUUAAUGAUAGCUGAAGAACAGAUGCGAGAUGAAGAUAUAACACUACUUGCUCAAAUGCAAAAUAUGAAACCAAAAUGUCAGUCAUUAUCACAAAAGUAUGCUGAUGAUAUUAAAAGAAUAUCUGAAGAAAGGGAUCGUCUUAAGCAUAAUAUUAAAAAGACAUCUUUAAAUUUGAAUGUGUCUUCUGAACGUAACUCGUGCAACUUACAAGAAAUUGAGAGACGGUUUAAUUUGAUUCAAAACCAAUUUUUGAAACUUAAAAAUAGUAGUUGA